GGGCAGGGCUUUCCUGCACAACAGAAUAAGAGCAUGGCGCAGGGAGUGGAUCUCAAACGCCCAGUGGCCUCCAUGUUGGCUUGGCCUGCGGACAUGUGGUCCUUGGGCGUGAUGACUUACAUUCUGCUGGACGGGAGGCCCCCUUUCCAGGGCCCCAACGACCGCGCCACCUGCAAGCGCAUCCGCACAGGGCUCUAUUCCUUCCCAGCGGAGCGCUGGCAUCGCAUCUCCAACGCGGCCCGCGAUUUUGUGCGGGCGCUGCUGGAGAUAGACCCCAACAGGCGGCUGAGCGCGGAAGAGGCUCUGGACCACGAGUGGCUGAAGGUUGAUUGGGCCUUGGAUUCGGACGAGGCCGCUCCGCCUCUCGACGCCGAAGUGCUCGAAGGUAUGCGCGCCUUCGCGCGCAGCAACUGCCUGAAGCGUGCCGUGCUGAGCGCGGUGGCGCCGGUGGCCACGGUGGAGAAGGUCUCCCACUGGGCGGACCAGUUCGAGGCCCUCGACGUGCGCAAGGAGGGCACGGUCAGCGUCAAGGACUCGGGGGCAACGAUAGGGGGGGAGCGGCUCAGGGGGGGACGCAUCGACCCCCCCCUCCUCCUCCUCCUUUCCCUCCUCCUCCUCCUCGUCCUCGUCCUCCUCCUCCUCCUCCUCCUCCUCCUCCUCAUCCUCCUCCUCCUCCUCCUCAUCCCGAUGGGGGACCGAUGGCCCCACCCCGCCCAGGAACUUGCGGAUUCGCCAUCGGGGGCCUUCCAGAGGGGGUCCGAGCAGACGGUGUCGGAGUCUCGCGCCCAGCUCGAUGUGGAGCCCGAUUUUCCCCACGCCGACGUCACCGCUGCAUCGCCGACGUCGCCAGUGCAUCGCCAAUGCAUCGCCGAUACAUCUCCGAUGCAUCGCUGA
Molecule: messenger RNA, 894 nt
Organism: Prorocentrum cordatum
Lineage: Eukaryota; Dinophyceae; Prorocentrales; Prorocentraceae
Source: the annotation of a GenBank genome assembly